Messenger RNA from Stegostoma tigrinum, 3964 nucleotides. RefSeq names its product NRDE-2, necessary for RNA interference, domain containing (gene nrde2). The transcript has 14 exons. Bases 37 to 3516 code for a protein of 1159 amino acids. Lineage: Eukaryota; Metazoa; Chordata; Chondrichthyes; Orectolobiformes; Stegostomatidae. Gene Ontology annotation, cellular component: catalytic step 2 spliceosome. Gene Ontology annotation, molecular function: protein binding. The record is from RefSeq and is a predicted model, not a curated record. Gene Ontology annotation, biological process: regulatory ncRNA-mediated post-transcriptional gene silencing; RNA processing; negative regulation of RNA catabolic process.
AGCGAGCGUGUUUGUAAGUUUCGUGGCCUGUACAGGAUGGAGCCGGUUUCAGGUUCCUUGUUCCCGGCGUUUGGUGCGAGGGAAUCCCGCAGUGGGAAUGGCUCUGAAGGAUUGGAUUGGCUCAGUAAUCAAAGCUUCCGCACUGAAGAUGCCCUGCAACUGCACCAUCGUAUCACAGCAGACACAGCCCUGGGAUCAUCCCAGGCAAGUGAUUAUUCAGGAAUAUCCAGGGAACUUUUGGAUCAAGGCGAACAAGAUGAGAUGGCCGAAAAAAAGAAGAAGAAGAAGAAGAAAAAGAAGAAACAUCGGCAGCACAAAAAGGAUAAGAGGAAGGACAGAGCGAUUCACACCAGCAGUGAAUCCGAUCCUGAGCUCCUCUGGGAUAAAGACACUGAGACUCCUGUUGAGAGGUCUGAAGCCAGUCCUGGCCUUCCUCAGGGUAAAUUCAUGUGGCUGGAUGACCUCCAUCUGCAGACUGCACAGACCUUCUGUAUAGACAGAAAAGCUGAUCCUGCCAACUGGGAGUACAAGUCACUCUAUCGUGGAGAUCUGGCAAGGUACAGGAGGUGUGGGGAUGUUUGCCUUGGCCUUGACACCAGAAAGCAGCACAUUAUCUGGGAAGAUUCAUUCAGACCAAAGAAAAAGGUGAGGAGGAAGGAUCAUCGAUAUUACAACUUGUCGGGUCUUCAGCUCCUGAGUACUGACCCUGUUCCUGUUCGCUGUGGAGAGGGUGUACAAGAAAGCAUUCCUGGUACAAACUCCUUCAUACAAGUUCCAGACUGGGCAGAGAAUGACAGUAAAUCCUCAGGUACUGUCUCCUGGUUCAAUCCGCUUGGAGUUUACGACAAAUCCACCGCUUUGUGGCUACAGGGAAAAGGCCAAGAGAAACCAGAGGAGCAAACACGCACGCCCUUGGAUAGCAAUGAGAAGAUAAACUCACUCAACAUGGCCAAGGUAGAGAAGUUCAACAGGAUGUUGAGAGAAGACCCUGGGGAUGUCCAAACCUGGAUGGAGUUUGUUCAUUUUCAGGAUGAAUUAAUGCAAGACCCAAGUCCGUACGCAGCCACUGCAGCCGAAUCUGAGAAACGGAAGAGAUCUCGAAGGGCUGCCUGGGAGAAAAAGCUGGCCAUUUUGGAACGAGCCAUUGAAAGCAAUCCCAACAAUGUGGAGCUGAAAGUAGCCCGGCUGGAGCUCGGCAAGGAAUCUUGGGAACCGUCCAAUCUGGUGAACGAAUGGAAAAAGGUCGUCUUUCUACACCCAGCCCACGCCGCUCUGUGGCAGAGGUACUUGCUGUUCUGCCAGAGCCAGUUCAGCAUCUUUUCGACAUCCAAGGUCAAUGGCAUCUAUGGCAAGUGCCUGAGCACUCUGGCAGCUGCUCUGGAUGGUACCUUACUGUCCCAUCCUGCACUGCCUGACACCGAGGAGGCCAUGCUUGCAAUUUUCUUGCAGCAGUGUCACUUCUUGCGACAGACUGGCCAUUCGGAAAAAGCCAUUGCCCUCUUCCAGGCUCUCAUUGACUUCACCUUCUUCAAACCUGACAGUGUUGCUGGCCUGAUAACCAAGGCACAGGUGGAGUUCUUUGAGCCAUUCUGGGACAGUGAUGAACCCCGGUUUGGAGAAGGAGGGGCGAGAGGUUGGAAAGUUUGGAUGCGACAGCAAGAAAAGGGCGGCUGGGUUGUCCUGAAGGAGCAAGGUGAUGAUGAGGAUGAGGAGGAAGAUAUAGAGGAAGUCAAAGACAAGACACUACCCAAGUGGCAGCUUUGGUUGCAGGUGGAGAGUAGCCGUGACUCCAAGCACUGGUUGCCAUGGCGCGCUGAUACGGGAAAGGGUCAGGCUGAAGAAGACUGUGAAGAUCCUGACAGACAGGUACUGUUUGAUGACAUUGGAUCUUCAAUGUUCAAAAUCUCCAGCCCAGAACUGAGGUUCCAGCUCAUGUCAUCCUUUUUCCAGUUUCUGGGAAUUCCGACAGGAUUUAGUCUGCCUCCCUGCUGCCUGAAUGUGGCACUGGAUGACCCUGACUUGUUUAGCUCUGGGUCAGGUGACGAGAGACUGUUGUCUUGGUCUGAUUCUCCUGCUGCUGGGGUCAGCAUUGUUGGGUUCAUGCCAGCAAUGCCCAGUCAGAGAUGGGCACCCAGCCACUGCACAGAAGGGGAGGACUUCAUACAGACAGCAUUUCACCAGGCGUUGCCCCUGUUCGCUGGGAAAGAGCGGGCACAGCUUACCCUGCACUGGCUGCAGUACGAAAAAUCAAAGGUGGUGAAGAGCCUGCAGCUGAGGAGAAAGAAACAGCUGAAAUCGCUGGGGAAGAAGAGCAAGAAACUCGCUAAAACCCUUCUGAAGGAGGCUGAAAACAGGAACAAUCUGGCCCUCUGGAGGGAAUAUGCCCAUUUGGAAUGGCUGCUGGGUAAUGUGCAGGACUCAAGGAAGGUUUUCGACACAGCCAUGACUAUGUCAGUCUCUCAGGGCCUAAAGGACUCUGCACUGUGUGACCUCUGCUUCCUGUACUCCUCACUGGAGCUGGAGUCGGUGCAGAGUGCCAAUGUGUCAACAGCAACUCGGGCGAUUUACAUCCUUACCAGGCUCGCCCUGGGUAUCGCUCGCUCACCUGAUGCAGAUGAGGUGUUUCCCGUCAAUGUGCUGAAGGCUCGGAAAAUGUAUGAGCAUUCUUUACAGGACUGGUUCGCCAAUGAUGCUACUUCCCCAGGCAGCCAGGGGCCUGGCCAGCUUGUAAGCCUGGUAGGUUGUUUUGCACUGUUCCAGUACCUCACACUGGGCAUUCAGGCUGCUGACUCACUGUAUAGGCAGGCAGCUGGAAGGCUUGUAGGCCUCUCCUCGCUGGAAGCUGUCCAGCCCAAGCGGAGUGUGUGGCGACAGAGUGUGACAUCAGCCUGCGAGAGGCUAACCGUGAUGCAUGUGACGCUGCUAAGGUUCCACAUGCAGGCCAGCGUGUAUCCACUGGGCCCUCUCCGCCACACGCUGACACAUGCUUUGGGGCGGUUUCCUGGCAACCACGAGCUCUGGAAGCUGUACGUGCAGGUUGAAAGCAGCUGUCAUGAUGCCAGCCGAGCCCGAAGGUUCUUUGACAUCACCGCCAGGUCUGCAAAAGAUCUCAUCAUGCCGCGAUUAUUUGCGAUUUAUGCAGAAGAGCGGAGAAAGGAGCGGGUUGACUCUGUGCAGAGGGCAGAUAUUGGGAUUUUGUACAGCACCCUCCCAGAAACUGGCCUCACCAACCGAAUCAGAGCGCUGUUUGAGCACGCUGUUCAGACAGAGGCUGGAGCACACGCUGUUUUACUCUGGAGGAUGUACCUGAACUUCAUGGUGACUCAAGGAAAUAUUGAGAAGAUAAAGGGUGUAUUUUACAGAGCACUGCAGGAAUGCCCGUGGGCAAAGGUGCUGUACUUGGAUGCAGUCAGGCACUUACCCGGGCAACUCCAAGAAAUAUUAGACUUGAUGACAGAAAAGGAGAUUCGGAUCCGCGUUCCUCUUGAGGAGUUGGAAAUUCUCAUGGAAGAUUGAUUGGGAAGAAUGAAUAUGUGCAUUUAAUUAGCACCCUUCACAACUUCUGGGUAUCCCUCGUGUGUUGGAUCAGCCGCUGUUGGAAAUGAGACACCAGCCAAGCUGCGACAAACAGCGAUGAUAUCAGUGACCAGAUUGUGUGUGGUUCAAGGGCUGAAUGUUGGCCAGGACUGCUGUUCCAUAAAAUGGGAAGCAUAUUGGCAGAAAGCCAGGUGCUCCCAGCAGUGAAUUCAGUGCCCUGUUUAGUGAUCCUGGCUGAAUGAAGGAGGCCAGUCAGUUAUGUCAAGAGAAUGAUUGAUUGUCUUUCGAAUGAUGCCGUGGGACCUUUAACUGAAGCUCAUUUGCAGAUAUCAAUGUCCAUCCGAAGGAUGGGUUGUUGGAUGUUCAUUCAGAAGAUUUAAAAGAAAGUUAGAAUAUUUAUUUUGUAAUAAAUGAUUAAACAAGUAAA